Messenger RNA from Chara braunii, 2297 nucleotides. NCBI's taxonomy places the organism in Eukaryota, Viridiplantae, Streptophyta, Charophyceae, Charales, Characeae. The record is from the annotation of a GenBank genome assembly.
CGGGUUCGAGCCUGCGUCCCGACCCGGUUUCCUCCACCCUGCUCUCCCCUCUCCACUUCCUUUGUCUUGGCGGACUGAUGUCUGUCGUUUCGCGUAGAUAAAACCAAGCGGAGCCAUUGAACCUUCAGCGGGUGUGCAUCUUCACGAGUAGCUGCGAAGCUCUAAGGAGUUCAGUCUUCCUAGAGUCUCUCCUGUGCAGCACAUUCGCUCGAGCUUCGAGCCGUCGUCGUUCGUGCUAGUCACUUCUAAGCUUUCGAGAUGGCGGCACUUGCUCAGUCUGCUGCUGUGGCAGCUAUUUCCAGCGCCCCGGUUGCCUCCGGCGCUGUUGCUACCUCCAGCAGCAAGGCUCAGAGCAAUUCCUUUGCCUUCAAUGGCCUCAAGAGCGCAUCCACCUCUCUGCAGGUUGCCCAGCCCAGCGAGUGGUCCUCCAAGACCGUCUCCAACAGCACCCGCGUGGAGCUACACGACUCUUUCUCAGUGCCGGAGCAUCUUCAGCUCCUCAGGGUGUGGAACCCCUACAACAACAAGAAGUUUGAGACGCUGUCCUACCUCCCUCCUCUGAGUGACACGGAGAUUGCCAAGCAGAUCCAGUACCUGAUCAACAACGGCUGGAUCCCCACCAUCGAGUUCGACCAGGCUGGUGAUAUCACCCGCACCAACGGGUCAUGGCCCACCUACUACGACGGGAGGUACUGGACCAUGUGGAAGCUCCCCAUGUUUGGCUGCAAUGACCCCUCUCAGGUCCUGGCGGAGAUCCAGCAGUGCAAGACAGAAUACCCCAACGUUUACAUCCGUGUCAUCGGAUUCGACAACGUGCGCCAGGUGCAGUGCGCGAGCUUCAUCGUGCACAAGCCAUAGAAAGAUCGAGAGAGAGAGAGAGAGAGAGAGAGAGAGAGAGAGAGAGAGAGAGAGAGAGAGAGAGAGAGAGAGAGGGACAGAGAGAAACGGAGAGGUAUAGGCCCUUGCUUAUGGCUGCAGGGCAGGUCAUCUAGCUAGCUCGUGUGGUCUCUUUCGGCUUGGCUUGGUUCGAACCCACGUAGCACGUGCUGUCUAGAUGUGUAUAAGAGACAGGUAUAGGCCCUUGCUUAUGGUUGCAGGGCAGGUCAUCUAGCUAGCUCGUGUGGUCUCUUUCGGCUUGGCUUGGUUCGAACCCACGUAGCACGUGCUGUCGAUUUCGGAGUAGGUCAUGUGAUUGCUCAGUGCGUCGGCUGGGUGGCUGACCGGUGCUGCUUGGUUGGGCCCUGGCCUAGCUGCGCUAGCACCGUCCGGUACGUGGCUUGUCGUCGGACUGGCGAGAAUCACAGUUCGAGAAGUCCCGGGAUGAUCUAUUCUUGGGAUCAAUUGCAAGUGUGAGUGCGUUUAUCUCAACGUAAAUUAUUAUUAUUUUUUUGAUUGGCCGUUUGUUUGGCGAGGAGCAAGAAGCAGGAGAGCGGGCAACUUUCUGGUCUAGUUUGUCCUCCUCCUUUUUCGUCGCAAUCAUUGCUCUGCUUCUGUCAGUGGAAUUUGGAAUUGGAUGGAUACGAAGAAAAAGAGCUUUAAAAGUGUGAAGGAAGAAACUGGCUGAAACUGAAAUUUAAAGGGUUCGCUGGAAUUCUCUUUUUCUCGCUGCGUAGCAUUUUCUGAACUUUUCUCUCAUCCGGAGUUUGAUUGGUUGUCGAGGCUUUGACUACAUUACCUAUGUCGGAGAAGCAAAGACAACGACGAAGAACACAAUGAAUAAAACAUGAAGGUCAAUGCCAAGAUGAAGAUGAAGAUGAAGAUAAAGAUGAAGAUGAAGAUGACGGUGAAGGUGAAUGUCGAGAUGAAGAUGGAAGAGUAGGAUAAGAUCUCCUGUCUGGUACAUUAAGACAGUGCUAUUGUAGAACAGCGUUCCGCGUCAAUUCAAUCAAUAUAUGUGGGCAUUGGCGGUCAAUUUUAUAGCGUGAGCUUUUUCCAAGCGAGCUGAGGGAAUUCUUUCGGCCCACUUUCCAGGGCUCCCUAAGUAUGUUUUCAAGUUUCAACUUUUCAAUGAAGUUUUCAAGACGGUGCUCGUAUCCUUGAUCGGUCGUUGUUCAACAUCCCCACCCUUCAUUAUGCGUGGAUGUGCCGUAGACUGGAGCCAUCUUUCUUAAUUGGGGCAGGCGCCGCUUAUGAAGGAUGCUCCUAUCACCUUCGGAAGUGGAGGCUCCCUCAUAAGGGAGUGGGGGCUUCAAAAAAGAAAGUGUGGAUGUGCUUUUGCUGUCUACUGCCCUAUCCCUUGCCUCCAUUCCUCGUUACGGAGCUUGCUGUUUCUUUUGGGGGUCCCGAAACUUUCAAAC